CCACUCUCACCUAGUCGGCUACAAGUAUUGGCCAAUUACGCGGCCUUUACGUACAGCGAAUACCUUCGGUAAAAUUGGCGCGUGAUAUUUUUUUCCUCACUCGCCCUCGCCAGACCCACGCUUGGCCAUUCAAUGUAGAACGCGUGCUGUUCGUGUCGGAGCGACGGAUGCCGUCGAGAGGAUAGUCUAUUCCCAGCGGCUGCAUCGAGGUUUGAGGUGUGAGUGCGUCCACUCGACGUGUUUGUGUCCGGCAUUCUAUUGCAUAGUGCCACUGCCACUCAUUGUGUCACAUUGUGUGACAACGGUUUCACUUUGUUUGACACUGUGUCCUCAUUGUGGGACACGCUCGUUCCGAACAGCGUCCGCUGACCUGCACCGCCUCAUCGGAAGUGGCAGUGCACUUCAUUCUACCACAACCAACGGUACUGUGAGAAGCUGAGAACCGAGAAAUGUCUUUGUUGUGCCUGCAGAAUAUGAAGAACUCGACCAUUUGCCCAAUAAGAACGCCGUGGGUGCUCUUCUUGGUUUUAUUAUUUCUGCUAUGGAACUUCUGGAACUUCCUGACGCCGCUACAUGAGAUAUCACUGGUAGUCGGCUCAGUGUGGGUUGCCGUUAAGCUGUCCUACACUCUAUCCCGGUACCUCUCGAGGUGCGCCUUCGUAACGGAAGUGCAAGGAGAUGGAAAAGCGGUGCUCAUUACAGGAUGCGACACCGGCUUCGGCCACCGGCUAGCGAAGCGGCUGUCUGACAAGGACUUUUUGGUGUUCGCCGGUUGUCUCAACUCGAACAGCGACGGGGCCAAUGAGCUGAAACACCGGAAAAACAUCAUUGUCUUGCAAAUGGACGUCACGAAGCAAGAGCAAGUGCAUGAUGCCUUCGUCGCCGUUAAGGAAAAGCUGGGUGCCAGAGUACUUUGGUCAGUGGUGGCGAACGCUGGAAUUGGGAGCAGCGGACUUUUAGAGUGGACGACAAUGGAAACAAUAACCAAAAUGUUUGACGUCAACCUCUUCGGUGUCCUUCGUGUUAUCAAACGAUUCCUGCCACUCCUGAGGAAGAGUCAAGGCAGAGUCGUCACUGUAGCCAGUCCCCUGGGCCGCCUCACACUGCCCAUGGUAGCGCCGUACUGCAUGACGAAGGCCGCCGUCAUCUCCAUGAUGGAUGCAUUUCGACGGGAGUGUCAGGGCAAGGGCGUCGACUUUGUCACAGUGGAGCCUGCAGCCUAUAGGACACCCAUCACUUGGAUGUUUCUGGCGUCCAAGGAUCACGUGAUGCGGGAGUUGGGAAAGCAGGAUCCUGAGGUGAUUGCCGACUACAGCCAGGAGGAGAUCGAUGAAUGGCUUAAAGUGUCGGACAAGUGUUCCGGCCCGCUAAUCAGGAAGGAGCCCGAAGAGUGCGUCGAUGUUCUCGAGAAAGCGGUCAGAGAGACGCAGCCGAUGACUCACUACUGGUCCCCUUGGGGAUUUGAUUUGCUAUACCUUUCGGCGAUACUAUCCUUACCCAGUGACGUCGUUGACGCUGCCACAGCAGUCAUCCGAAAAAUCCAUCUGAAGGUUUUGUGAAAGUUGCUUCUCUCAAUGAA
Dermacentor silvarum is the source of this 1579-nucleotide messenger RNA. RefSeq names its product D-beta-hydroxybutyrate dehydrogenase, mitochondrial. The record is from RefSeq and is a predicted model, not a curated record. The transcript is spliced from 5 exons. Lineage: Eukaryota; Metazoa; Arthropoda; Arachnida; Ixodida; Ixodidae. Gene Ontology annotation, molecular function: oxidoreductase activity. The coding region runs from base 450 to 1559 and encodes 369 amino acids.